Colletotrichum orchidophilum is the source of this 1596-nucleotide messenger RNA. RefSeq lists its product as uncharacterized. The transcript has 4 exons. Gene Ontology annotation, molecular function: carbohydrate:proton symporter activity. NCBI's taxonomy places the organism in Eukaryota, Fungi, Ascomycota, Sordariomycetes, Glomerellales, Glomerellaceae. Bases 1 to 1596 code for a protein of 531 amino acids. Gene Ontology annotation, biological process: transmembrane transport; carbohydrate transport. Gene Ontology annotation, cellular component: membrane. The record is from RefSeq and is a predicted model, not a curated record.
AUGGGUAUCAAGCCUGCUGGUGUUCCAGGCAAGGCCUGGCCAGCCAUUGCCAUCGGCUUCUUCGUCGCCUUUGGUGGUAUCCUCUAUGGCUAUGACACGGGUACCAUCAAUGGCAUCCUUGAGAUGUCGUACUGGCAGCGCCUCUUCAGCACUGGCUACGUGAACACCGCCGGCAACAAGGACGUGUCACCCCAGCAAGAAUCCGGCAUCGUCUCCAUCCUCUCUGCCGGCACUUUCUUCGGUGCCCUGGCCUCCCCUUUCCUCGCCGAUACCAUCGGACGUCGCUGGGCUCUCGCAGCUUCAUGCUGGGUUUUCAACCUUGGCGUUAUCCUCCAAACCAUUGCCACUGCCAUUCCUCUUUUCCUGGCUGGCCGUUUCUUCGCCGGUUUCGGUGUCGGCUUGAUCUCUGCCUUGGUUCCCCUCUACCAGUCCGAGACCGCCCCCAAGUGGAUUCGCGGUGCCAUCGUCGGCGCCUACCAGUGGGCCAUCACCAUCGGUCUGCUCCUGGCUGCCAUUAUCAACAACGCUACCCACGCCCGUCAGGACACUGGAUGCUACCGCAUCCCCAUCGCUGUCCAGUUCGCCUGGUCCCUUAUCCUCUUCUGCGGCAUGCUCAUCUUGCCGGAAACCCCCCGUUUCCUCAUCAAGCGUGGCCAGAUCGACCGUGCUACCAAGGCCUUGGCCAAGAUCCGCCGCCUUCCCGAGAACGACCCCUACGUUGCCGAGGAGAUUGCCGAGAUCAAGGCCAAUCACGACUACGAGUCCAGCUUCGGCAACGCUAGCUACCUCGAUUGCUUCAAGCCCCCGGUGCUGAAGCGUCAAUUUACUGGGUGUGCUCUCCAGGCGCUCCAGCAAUUGACUGGCAUCAACUUUAUCUUUUACUACGGAACGCAGUACUUCCAGAACUCUGGCUUCUCAAACGGCUUCGUCAUCGGCAUGAUUACCUCGUCAAUCAACGUUGCUUCGACUCUGCCGGGUAUGUGGGCAGUCGACCGCUGGGGACGCCGCCCCUUGCUUCUCUGGGGAGCCAUUGGCAUGUGCGUCUCGCAGUUCCUCGUGGCUAUGCUGGGCACCUUGACCACGGGCCAGGAUGCCGCCGGCAAUAUCAUCGUGUACAACCUGCCCGCGCAAAAGGCCGCUAUUGCCUUUGUCUGCAUCUACAUCUUCUUCUUCGCCUCCACCUGGGGCCCCCUCGCCUGGGUUGUCAACGGUGAGAUUUUCGGUCUCAAGACCCGCGCCAAGUCUCUGUCUCUGUCGACUGCCACCAACUGGCUUCUGAACUGGGCUAUCGCUUACAGCACUCCCUACCUCGUCAACUACGGUGACGGUUACGCCAACCUGCAGUCAAAGAUCUUCUUCAUCUGGUUCGGGUGCUGCUUCGUCUGCAUCGCCUUUGUCUACUUCUUCAUCUAUGAGACCAAGGGAUUGACCCUCGAGGAGGUCGAAGAGCUGUACGCCGAGGUCAGCGUCGCCAGCAAGUCGGUCGGCUGGCGACCUGCCACCAACUUCCGCGAGCGCCAGGCUGCCGAAGGCGACAAGGCUGUGGGCAACAGCGAUGGUGAUAUUACUCAUCAUGAGAAGAUGGUUGCUGUAUAA